This is a messenger RNA of Homarus americanus (American lobster), 3050 nucleotides long. RefSeq lists its product as uncharacterized. Lineage: Eukaryota; Metazoa; Arthropoda; Malacostraca; Decapoda; Nephropidae. The transcript has 9 exons. The coding region runs from base 18 to 2708 and encodes 896 amino acids. The record is from RefSeq and is a predicted model, not a curated record.
UUGCCCUUCAACUCGGCAUGGCUUCUACAAGCUGUAUUCAGUUUUGUUCUGGAUGUGGCAAGGAAAUACGAUCACGGCGGCAGGCUCUCUACUGUGAUUAUUGCCAUCAGUGGAGACACUGGAAGUGUGUCACAACUAUCACCCAGGAUAAGUACAGGAAAAUAAGCAAACAUUUAAAGGAAGGUGGAUCAUUUGCCUGGCACUGUCCAGAAUGCCCUGCUACUGUUGACCUCCCCUUGGAGGAAUCUUCUACUAGUGCUGACAAUUCGUUCACAUUUAAUUUUCCUAUUGAGCCAGUCACCCCAGUACAAGAAACAUCUCUUAAAGAUGAACCGAUCCCAGAAAACCUUCCAGAUGAUCAACCAGUUAUUUGGGAAGUUAUUCCUUUUGGUACAAACCGUGGGAAGCUACGGUUGCUCAGCUCUGAUGGUUACUCAUACACAGUAAGAAAAGAAAAGGAGUCUGUAACGUACUGGACUUGCAGCAUCCGCCAGAAGCAUAACAGGUGUCCAGCAAGUGUAAUUCAGAGAGAGACAACAUUUAAGCCAGGUCUACAGGCUCACAACCACCCUGGAACACCAGGCCUUCUUGCUACAACAAAAGUAUCUGUAGCUGUCAAAGAGCGAUGUGCACUUGACAACUUCACCUCAGCUGCACAAAUUGUUAAAGAGGAAUUGAUUAGCUACAAACAGAGCCACCCUAAUACUCACCGGUUGCCUAAACCAAGCAGCAUUGUUAAACAAGGUAACAGACAUCGCCAAGCUCAAAGAUCACACCACCUAACUCAGCAUAACUUUGAACUCAUGUCUGACAGCCUGUCACCUGAUUUCAUUAGAAGGGACAUACAGGUAUGCAGUGAUGAUAACCAGACUACUGAACGUCACAAUGGCAUGGCCAUCGAUAGGUGUGCAAGACAGCGGUCAUUCCGUGAAACAUGUGGGUCUUUUGUUCAGUUCAGAGCAUCAAAGGAUGGACAGAGAUUAUCUGUCAUUAAGAUGGAUUCAACACACAAUCACCCAGUGAGCAAGGAAACUUUUAAGUGUUUACCUAAGCAGAGGCGACUGGAUGAUAAUGAGAUGAAGGAGGUACAGCAAAUGUUGCAGACACAACCAAAUAAAAAGAUACUACAGGACCUUAUAAAGAAUAAGACAGGCAAACAAGUCACCUUACGAGACAUCAGUAACCAGACUGCAAAAUUGAAUCGUUCUUUUUCAAAUCUGCAAGAGCCUGACAGUCACGUUACUGCUGAGAGCGAAGGAAUGAACAGUGGCACAGCAAUGUCUGGGUCAAGCAGCAGAAGGCAGGAGAAAAGGAAAGUAGUGUAUAAUGGAGAUGGUGGAACCCCUAAGGUGGUCAAGGUUGGUGAACCAGCACCACCUGCCAUGGACUACCUGGAGCUAGUGUGGCAGCCUCAAGGCACUGAUACCUUGCCCAAAAAUGGUGGUCGUUGGUUAUUGAAAAAGGAGGUGCCAUACCCAGUUGAUCAAGCCACUGAACUCGACCAGGAUGUUCUUCAAGACACUCCUCAAAACCAGGAUGUUCAAGACACUCCUCAAAACCAGGAUGUUCUUCAAGACACUCCUCAAAACCAGGAUGUUCUUCAAGACACUCCUCAAAACCAGGAUGUUCUUCAAGACACUCCUCAAAACCAGGAUGUUCAAGACACUCCUCAAAACCAGGAUGUUCUUCAGCAUAACACAGACACUAAUCAAGGCAAACAAGACGUUCUUCGAGACACAGAAGACACAUUUCAAGUUAAUCCGGCUAACUGCCAAGAAAACGAAGGUCUUGGAGGGUGUGAAGCUCAGAGAACUUCCGAAAGACCUAAGAUAGAGGCUGACAAUCAUGGUGGUGUCAAUCCAGACAGUGACCAACACUGUGCAUCUUCAAACCCUUCCACUAAGACAAAGGUAUAUCAUUGUCCUAUUUGCCACACAGUAGUGGCAUCAAGACAAUCUCUUUUCAAGCAUAGGAAACGUAAACAUGAAGAAGUAAUGGAGGAUUGUGAACAGCGAAAAACACUACAGUGUAUGGAAUGCAGCUUAAGAUUUGUUGUGAUGAAGGACCUUCUUGGGCACUACCAGGCAGAGCACCAGAGGGACAUUUUCCUGAGGGCUGGGCACUUUAAAAACAAAGAAGAAUUUAUGUCAUGGAUGAAGGACGUAGAGAAGAAGACGAGGGCGAGGUUUGUUAAGCACAGUGGACAAACACAAAUCAAACAUGCCAAAGUAGACUAUUUUUACUGUAACAGAUCAGGUUCGUUUGUGUCUAAAGGUAAAGGUAGACGCAGUAUCAAGGCACAAGGCUCCUCAAAAAUUAAUGGCAUUUGUUCAGCUUUCAUUAAAGUUGUACAUGACAGACUGCUGGAGACUUGUACAACAGAAUUUUGUUUAGACCACUCUCAUGAAUGUGAUAUUACCCAUUUGAAACUGUCAGAUGAUUUGCAAACUUCCAUAGCAACUAAACUGGCAAAGGGUGUCGAGAUAGACGAAAUCUUGGAUGAUGUGAGGAGCAAUAAGGGUUAUCUAGAUAGGGAUUCACUGCUGGUUAGGAAAGACAUACAUAACAUUAAACGUCGCUUUAAUGUUGAUGUUAAAGAACAGCAUAAUGAUGAUGUUAAUAGUGCAAGGUUAAGUCCAGUGAAGUGUUGUGAGAAAUCUUAUCUUGGUACAACAUGGUGUCCAGAUCAUUUUGUGAAUAUGUUGUAGUAUGUCAUGUAAGGAACAGAUAUGAUGUGGGCUUUCUGCUUCCAUUUACUGUAGGUAUACUGUACUGUUCUGUAUCAAGUCAUAAAUACAGAACAUUCCGAAAUGUUUUUAAUGACCUAUACAGUACUUCUCAGAGCCUUAUAUAGUUUCCAGAGGAGGAGUUAGGCAGCAAGCAUAUUUACAAAAUUUGCGAGUCUUGGAAUUUUUUUUUAGAAUGGUCUCGAGUGUUUAACAUUAACAAGUGAAAGUGCCUAUUUAUUACCUGUUGACCACAUGCCUAAGUGCAAUCGUGAAUGUACAGGUACAGUAUUUUGAAAAUUUAAUAAAUAUGAUAAAUACAAA